Molecule: messenger RNA, 3567 nt
Organism: Microthlaspi erraticum
Lineage: Eukaryota; Viridiplantae; Streptophyta; Magnoliopsida; Brassicales; Brassicaceae
Source: the annotation of a GenBank genome assembly
AUGCAGAUAUGGGAUUCAGUUCCCAAGCCUCAAGCACACAAAGAAACUCCACUCAGUGAUUUCUUCAAUGUUGAAGUAGUUGCUCUCUCUAGUUAUGAAGAAAAGGAAGAGCUAUUCAAAGAGCAGGUCUAUAAUUUGAGACAACGGUUCUUCCACUCUGUCGCACCUGGCGGACUUGCUGGUGAUCGACGAGGAGUUGUCCCUGCCAAUGCGUUUGCUUUUAGUGCAAAGCAGAUGUGGGAAGUCAUCAAAGAAAACAAAGACUUGGAUCUUCCAGCACACAAGGUCAUGGUAGCAACUGUGCGAUGUGAGGAAAUUGCUAAUGAAAAAUUCUCUAGUUUUAUCGAGAAUGAGAAUUGGCGUGAGUUGGAAGAAGCUGUACAGUCUGGUCCUGUUUCCGGAUUUGGAAGAAAGCUGAGCUCAAUUCUCCAGUCUUCCUUAUCAGAGUAUGACACAGAAGCGACAUACUUUGAGGAAAGUGUAAGAUCAUCCAAGAGACAACAGUUGCAAGAAAAGUUACUGCAACUUGUUCAACCAACUUUCCAAGACUUGCUUGGACAUUUGAGAUCUGGAGCACUUGAAAACUUCAAGGAUGCUUUUGAGAAGGCCUUGAAUGCUGGAGAAGGGUUUUCAUCCUCAGAGGACUCCUGCGCUCGGUCAUGCUUGUCUAUGUUUGAUAAAGGAUGUGAAGAGGCUGUUAUUGAACAAGCAAAUUGGGAUACAUUGAAAACUCGGGAAAAGCUUCAGCGUGAUAUUGAAGCCCAUAUCUCGUCUGUCCGUACAGCCAAGUUGUCUGAACUGACGACUCUGUACCAGUCAAAACUAAAUGUAGCAUUAUCCGGACCGGUGGAAGCUCUCCUCGAUGGAGCUAAUGAUGAAACAUGGCCAGCAAUAAGAAAGCUACUAAGACGGGAAGGAGAAUUGGCUGUCUAUGGUCUCUCCGACGCACUAUCUGGUUUCGAAAUGGAUGAAGAUCUACGGAAUAAAAUGCUCGCUGACCUUGAGAACUAUGCACGAGGUAUUGUUGAAACGAAGGCAAAGGAAGAGGCUGGAAGAGCGUUGAUGCGCAUGAAGGAUAGAUUUGCUACAAUCUUCAGCCAUGAUUCUGAUUCAAUGCCACGUGUUUGGACUGGAAAGGAGGACAUCAGAGCAAUCACCAAAAUGGCUCGUUCUGCAUCCUUGAAGCUGCUUUCUGUUAUGGCUGUUAUCCGCUUGGAUGAUGAACUCGACAAUAUUGAGAAGACAUUGACUCUAGCUCUGUUUAAUUCUACUGGCAACAAUGCUACAAGCAAGAGCAUCAGCACCAUUGAUUCACUCGCCUCAAGCACUUGGGAGCAGGUUCCAGCAGAAAAGACGUUAAUCACGCCUGUACAGUGUAAAUCACUGUGGAGGCAAUUCAAGAACGAGACAGAAUAUACCGUUACACAGGCCAUUUCUGCACAGGAAGCUAACCGACGGAAUAACAACUGGUUGCCACCUCCUUGGGCAAUCCUUGCCCUGGUUGUUCUUGGGUUCAACGAAUUUAUGACUCUCUUAAGAAAUCCUCUAUGGCUCGGUGUUCUUUUCGUCGGAUACCUUGUUUCCAAAGCCUUGUGGGUGCAAUUAAACAUUUCAGGAGAAUUCCGCAAUGGAGCGCUACCUGGACUUCUUUCCUUAUCAACCAAAUUCCUUCCAACAGUCAUGAACCUCCUACGAAAGCUGGCGGAAGAAGGACAAGCGCCAUCCACAAACAGCAAUCAGACUUCGAUGCACUCCUCAGCUCAAUCUGAUGUUACAACCAAUGGGGAAAGCAGCAGUAGCAGCAGCUCUGAGAGGGAUUCACCGAGAGCCAUAUCUUGCAUGUCUCCGAAGGCAUUGGUUCCUCUUGCAUGUGCCAAAGUGUUCUUCUCGUCUGCUUCCAGGAAACUGGUUUCUGGGCGGAUUAUAAGCAGCAGAAACUAUGUGGCUAAGGAUAUCAAUUUCGGGGUUGGAGCUCGAGCAGCUAUGUUGCAAGGUGUAUCUGAAGUUGCAGAAGCUGUGAAAGUCACUAUGGGACCAAAGGGAAGAAAUGUGAUAAUUGAGAGCAGUUUUGGCGCACCAAAGAUCACAAAGGACGGUGUCACCGUGGCAAAAAGCAUAUCAUUUGACGGUAAAGCUAAGCAUAUGGGUGCAGAGCUCGUGAAACAGGUUGCAAGUGCCACUAACAAGGUUGCUGGAGAUGGUACCACUUGUGCGACUGUUUUGACUCAGGCGAUACUCAUCGAAGGCUGCAAGUCAGUAGCUGCUGGUGUAAAUGUGAUGGAUUUGCGUAGUGGCAUUAAUAUGGCAAUUGCUGCAGUUGUAUCUGAUUUGAAAAGCAGGGCCGUUAUGAUUAGCACCCCAGAAGAGAUCACUCAGGUUGCUACUAUAUCUGCAAACGGAGAGCGUGAGAUUGGGGAACUGAUUGCAAGAGCCAUGGAGAAAGUUGGAAAGGAAGGGGUUAUCACAGUUGCUGAUGGGAACACUUUAGAGAACGAGCUAGAAGUAGUGGAGGGAAUGAAGCUAGCCAGAGGUUACAUUUCUCCUUAUUUCAUCACAGAUGAGAAGACUCAGAAAUGUGAGCUUGAGAAUCCCAUCAUCCUCAUUCACGAGAAGAAGGUUUCAGACAUGAACGCGCUGUUGAAAGUUCUAGAGGCAGCUGUGAAAAGCAGCAGGCCACUUCUUGUUGUCGCCGAAGAUGUAGAAAGUGAUGCAUUAGCUAUGCUUAUUCUGAACAAGCAUCAUGCUGGGCUCAAGGUAUGCGCUAUCAAGGCUCCAGGUUUUGGUGACAGCAGGAAAGCAAGCUUAGAUGAUCUUGCGGUUCUUACUGGUGCAGAGGUAAUCUCUGAGGAGCGCGGUCUAACUCUUGACAAAAUUCGUCCUGAAUUGCUAGGAACUGCGAAGAAGGUCACUAUCUCUCGUGAUGACACUAUCAUCCUGCACGGUGGUGGCGAUAAGAAGCUGAUCGAAGAAAGAUGUGAAGAGUUAAGGUCAGCCAAUGAAAAGAGCACAUCCGCUUUUGAUAAAGAGAAAACGCAAGAAAGACUCUCAAAACUAUCAGGUGGCGUUGCUGUCUUCAAGGUGGGAGGAUCAAGCGAAGCUGAAGUUGGAGAAAGAAAAGACAGAGUCACUGAUGCUUUGAAUGCCACAAGAGCAGCUGUAGAAGAAGGCAUCAUACCUGGUGGUGGUGUGGCUCUAUUGUAUGCUACAAAGGCUUUAGACAACCUUCAAACUCAAAACGAGGAUCAAAGAAGAGGUGUUCAGAUAGUUCAGAAUGCUCUCAAGGCUCCUGCAGUAACAAUAGCUGCAAAUGCUGGUUACGAUGGUUCUUUAGUGGUUGGCAAGUUAUUGGAGCAAGACGAUUUCAAUUACGGUUUCGAUGCAGCCAAAGGUACUUAUGUUGAUAUGGUAAAAGCUGGAAUCAUAGACCCGGUCAAGGUUAUCAAAUCCGCCUUAACCGACGCCGCUAGCAUUUCUUUGCUUUUGACAACAACAGAGGCUUCGGUGCUUGUGAGUGCAGACGAGAAAACACAAAGCCAUGUCCCUGAUAUGUCCGCCAUGGGCAUGUGA